UAAAUUUCUCUCCUUUCUUCCUUGUAAUAAUGAAUAAUUCAACAUUCUUUUAUGAUAAUAACUUUUAUCAACGUAGACCUUCUUUAACGACGAUAUGUCCACCACCAGACAAAAGGAAGCAACGACAUGGUAGAUUCUCAAAUAAAAAGACAACUACAACUCAUAGACUCAAAUAUAACGAUAAUACCAGGUUUUAUAAGCAUUUACUUGAUAUGUCAUUUAUUCAACUCAUAGGCUGGACCUAUCUUAUGAUCUGUCUUUGUCUCUCUACAUUGCAUCUAUUCAAAUCAUUCUAUCAUUCAGGUAGGUUUGAAAAUAUGAAAUAAACAUACUUUAUUAUCUUCUAUUCAUAUUUACAUAAAGAAGACUCUACCACGCAUUGGGAUCAUAGACUCAUGGAAAGACAACAACUGAAGGAGUCUUCCUUAAAUGAAUUAUUGCCUGAAUUUCUUUUAUCGAAAAUAUUUAGUAAAUCAUCUUCGAUUGUUAAUUAUCAUCACAAUAAUCUUAUCAUUCGUCCUUAUUGGUUUACAGCUUCUAUAAAACCUGUUCAAGAUGACACUUUAACAUUAGCUACUGUAGUAGAAUCAAAAGAUUUAAAUCAUUUAAUAAAACUAGCUGAACUUUAUCAAGGCUCUAUUUCAGCUACAUUACUAGUUCCUUCCACAACUGGGAUGAUGGAUAAUGAAUAUAUACGACAACAAUUAAGACAAAUACGUCACAUCUAUGAAACGACAUCUAUACUAAAACGUCAUGUAGAUCUUCAUCUUGUUCUUCAGCCUGAUAUGAAUCCAAGUAGUAAUAGAAUGAGUUAUCAACAAGCACGUAAUCUGGCUCGUUUAUUUGGUCGUACAGAUUAUAUUGCCUUUAUUCCUGUUUCAAUACUUUGGAUAACAACCCAUAUUAAAGAUUCAUUUAAAGACCAUCAAUCUAUAUUAAAAGAAGGAAAUGUACUCGUUAUUCCAACAUUUGGAUUUACAUUUGAUGAACAGCAGAAUCUUACUUUACCUAUAGAUAAGCAGUCUAUCACUGAAUGGGUAGAGGAAGGUAAAAUAGGAUUAUUAGAUGAACACUAUGAACUCAAUCAUGGUCCUACAUCUUAUUUACAUUGGAAAGAGGCAGUAGAACCUUAUCUUGUACCAACAUAUGAUACUCAGUAUGGUCCUAUUUAUAUCUUUUCAAGGUUAAAUCAUCCAUGGUGUGAAGAGAGAUUUGAAGACGAUCUAGCAUCGUGUCUUUAUACUACUUAUUUAGCAGGUGCUGAUUUAUGGGUUUUACCUAAUGAUUUUGUAAUUAGAACACAUUAUGAUGAGACUGUCUUGUCUACUCUGCAACAACGGAAAAUAUACAAUAGAUUGGUUAGAAGAUAUAGAAUUGAACAGUGUGUAUUCUAUGCAAGACAAUUUGAUCAAUAUCAGGCUACAUUCAAUAAAACACAGCAUAUUAAACAAGAAUGUUCAAAAAAUAUUUGAAACGAAGAAGAACUAUUCUUAUCCAAUCAAAUUUUUUCAUCUUUUAAUUCAACAUUACACAUUCUGACUUUCUUACGUAAAAUUUUAAUACCCC
Cokeromyces recurvatus is the source of this 1566-nucleotide messenger RNA. RefSeq lists its product as uncharacterized. Gene Ontology annotation, molecular function: glucuronosyltransferase activity; xylosyltransferase activity. The transcript is spliced from 5 exons. The coding region runs from base 396 to 1472 and encodes 358 amino acids. The record is from RefSeq and is a predicted model, not a curated record. Gene Ontology annotation, biological process: protein O-linked glycosylation via mannose. NCBI's taxonomy places the organism in Eukaryota, Fungi, Mucoromycota, Mucoromycetes, Mucorales, Mucoraceae.